CGGUUGAGGAAACAUUAAACACACACAGGGAUUUCAAACUCAAACUCGGUGUAAGGAAAAGACUCCUUUAAGAGCAAAGCUUGGUUUUGACACCACAGUACUGCACUUUUCAGUUUACACAUACACACACACACACACACACACACACGGAUUAUUAAUCUGUCAAGUUCCAGGAUCCAGAGCCAGUUAACACUGAAUUUUACAUAGGUUUUUAAAGGGUCUACAUGCUCUUGCCUGGUUGCUGGGAGAGGGCUGGGAGGCGCUGGCGCGAGGGCAGAGCUUGAGUGUCUGUAGGAGUUGCUGUUCCAGAGAAUUCAUUACUAAUUGCUCUGAUUUUAGAUCAGCAGAGCGUGCCGGGCGGUGGUGGAGAAAGAGACUGAAGGAGGACAAUGCGAGAGGGAACAAGUUGUUCACCCUUCGGAGAAGUCUAGGCGCUUUGCAAGUAAUUCACGAACAGUCGGGAGAAGAAAGAGCCCAACGGCUAUGUAGUUGCAACACUUGCGCACAUCUAAAUCCAGCUGGGUUCUGCGCGGGGUCCCGGUCCCUUUCCCCAGGACCUGUUCUCUGGAUGUCAGCUGAGUUACUAAAGUAACUCUGCAUGUCAGUAGACAGACUUUGGUAGAACUUCAAGACUCCUGGAGACCCCCAUCUCUCCUUAUUUUAUUUUUUUUGCGUGUGUGUCCUCACUGAACAUUCAAAACUGUUUCUCCAAAGGGUUUUGCAAAAACUCAGACUGUUUUCCAAAGCAGAAGCACUGGCGUCCACGGCAGAAGCAAUGGGCAGUGUGCGAACCAACCGCUACAGCAUUGUCUCUUCAGAAGAAGACGGCAUGAAGCUGGCCACCAUGGCGGUUGCCAACGGCUUUGGGAACGGGAAGAGUAAAGUCCACACCCGACAGCAGUGCAGGAGCCGCUUUGUGAAGAAAGACGGCCACUGUAAUGUCCAGUUCAUCAACGUGGGGGAGAAGGGACAACGGUACCUCGCAGACAUCUUUACCACGUGCGUGGACAUUCGCUGGCGGUGGAUGCUGGUUAUCUUCUGCCUGGCUUUCGUUCUGUCGUGGCUGUUUUUCGGCUGUGUGUUUUGGUUGAUUGCUCUGCUCCACGGGGACCUGGAUGCAGCUAAAGAGAGCAAAGCCUGUGUAUCGGAAGUCAAGAGUUUCACGGCUGCCUUCCUUUUCUCCAUCGAGACCCAGACCACCAUAGGCUAUGGGUUCCGCUGCGUCACGGACGAGUGCCCCAUCGCCGUGUUCAUGGUGGUGUUCCAGUCCAUUGUGGGCUGCAUCAUCGAUGCCUUCAUCAUCGGCGCCGUCAUGGCGAAGAUGGCCAAGCCGAAGAAGAGAAACGAGACUCUCGUCUUCAGUCACAACGCGGUCAUCGCCAUGCGCGAUGGCAAGCUGUGUUUGAUGUGGCGCGUGGGCAACCUCCGGAAAAGCCAUCUGGUGGAAGCUCACGUGCGGGCGCAGCUCCUCAAAUCCAGAAUCACUUCGGAAGGGGAGUACAUCCCCCUGGAUCAAAUAGAUAUCAACGUCGGGUUUGACAGUGGGAUUGACCGCAUAUUCCUGGUGUCCCCAAUCACCAUCGUCCACGAAAUAGAUGAAGACAGCCCUUUAUACGAUUUGAGUAAGCAGGACGUCGAUAAUGCGGACUUUGAAAUUGUGGUGAUUCUGGAAGGCAUGGUGGAAGCCACCGCCAUGACGACACAGUGCCGCAGCUCGUACCUGGCCAACGAAAUCCUUUGGGGCCACCGCUACGAGCCUGUACUCUUUGAAGAGAAGCAUUACUACAAAGUGGACUACUCGAGGUUCCACAAGACUUACGAAGUCCCCAACACCCCGCUUUGUAGUGCCAGAGACUUAGCAGAAAAGAAAUAUAUCCUCUCAAAUGCGAAUUCAUUUUGCUAUGAAAAUGAAGUUGCCCUCACAAGCAAAGAGGAAGAUGACAGUGAAAAUGGGGUUCCCGAAAGCACGAGUACGGACACACCCCCUGACAUUGACCUUCACAACCAGGCAAGUGUACCUCUAGAGCCCAGACCCUUACGGCGAGAAUCGGAGAUAUGACUGGUUCCUUCUCUGGGAUAUUUGCUUUACAACACAGCCUGUUGGUCAAAGGCCCAAAACACUUAUUCAGACGACGGUACUGGUGAAGAGCUGGGUCAAGGCAAGUGGCCACAAGGGACCGAGGCUAGCACAAUGGUUUCAGAGAAAGACUCUAAGCUCCGAGAUUAAUGCAAAGCACUAAACAUGCCUCCCCGUGACCCAAUGGCACAUAUAUGUUGUAGAAUAAGUUAUGGGGUUAUUAUUUUUUUUUUUAUGUUUUGUUUUGUGUUUUUUACAAAACUUGAACUUGCAGGCAAGCCUUGGUUGGGUGUUUGACUUAUCCAGAAUGCUUCUCUUUAGGGAACAAGGAUGUUUUUAAUGGCAUAACAAAGGCAAGACUCUGCCUUAAUUUUGAAAAGCUGCUAACUACAUGACCACGAAUUGUAUUUUUGUUGCCGUGUAGUUUUUCUUUCCUGUAAUUUAAAAGUCAGUGUUGAACUUUGUUGAAAGCUCAUGAUAUGUGCUUCAAAGUGGCAAGUAUUUGGCUGUUAACUGCCAACACGAGAGCCUGAUUUUUUGAGGCCAGUAAUUUGUUUGCUAGAAUUGAUUCUCUCUCUCUCUCUCUCUCUCUCUCUCUCUCUCUCUCUCUCGUUACAUAAGGGCAUUAUGUAACAAUAGCCAAAUGGUAGCCUCUGGGUUGUUUUUUUUUUUUUUCCUUCAUGAUGUUAAUGAGUUAUCUCAAAUUUUAAGUUAGACUACCUAAAGUAAAUACCAAAGAUAAUGCACAUUUUUGCACAGUGGAGCUUAUACUAAAAAGGAAAAGAAGCUCCCCGGCUGCCUUGAAAUCAAGAGACAAUAACUUUGAACCUCACCAAGACCUUGAACUGCCCUCUCCUUUUGCACCUUAUUCAGAAAAUAGGAUAUCAUACACGCCGAGUCCAGUUAAGUGCAGUGCUUUUUAAAUUUUGUUCUUUCACGUAACUUUUGUAUUAUAAGAGGAAGAAGAAAGGGAAAGUAAAAUUCGCACACCCACACACACACACACACAUAAUAAAAAUCUUUCCUGCAAGGUAGUGCUGGCCAGGCUAACGCAUAAGUUGAGAGAUAGUGACAUGCUCUCAGCUUUUUCUGGGUUUUCUCUCUUUUGCACAUUCCAAAAUUUAUUCCAUAAGGUAAGGCCUUGGUUGAAUUUAGUCAGCAUCCUCAGAACUGAGCCAUCCAACAUGGAAGAUAACUGGGUUUAAACCCUUGCAGUUGAAUUUGUUUCCCUGACUCCCAGGACAUUUCCCGAUUGAUUUUGCCUUAGAAAAGAUGCCACGCCAGACCUCUAGACUGGUUAUUCUGAUCAGUCUGUCUGGAGUGAGCCCUGCAGUGUCUGAGAGGGCUGCAAAUGCCAACGUGGGGGAGGUGGCUCGAUGGGCACAAGCCUCUUUGACGUCAACUCAAGUAUUCAGGAGCGAGAGGAAAGUUACUGUUUUUUUUUUUUUUAAAAAAAUAUUAGAGGGUAGGAAUGAAAAUGUCUUAGUAUUUUAGGGUCAACGAGAGUCAUACAAAAUACAACACAAUCAUAAGUGAAGGAGAUAAUGGUCUAAAAGGGUUAGUUCCCAUUUCUGUAUGCACACUCUUGAUUGAAUCUGAGUUGAUCCCUGUCACCUGUGGACCCCUAGCGUAGGUGACUGAAGGACAUGUUAUUUUCCAUACGCCUCUCCUGCCAGGCUGCCUGACUUGCUAAAAACAAUGAUUUUUCUCCCCCAACUCUAGCUCAGUAAUGAAGCUCUGUUUUGGUUUAACGUUCCCUAUUUGUGAAUUCUGGGGUUACUGACUUUUCUUUUUAAUGGGAGUCUCAAAAUCAACUCUCUUAUGGUAUUAUAUCCCAGUAUGCCAUUAAAAAACAGCUUGUUCUAGAAUCCUGUAUUUCGUGACUCAAUGUUUGUGAUGGUCUCUUGAACAGCCAUAGCUGAAUGCAGUGCCUGCAACAAUAUCACCGUUUCUGCUGUUGUCAGCCUUCAGAGUCGAUGGGUUUGCAAACUGUGGCGUUACUUUCAUUGAAACUGUGAUAGAGAUGUGAAGCAAGUGGAUGCUGUUCUAAAUCCAAAUUGCAAAGCAGGUUUGGGAAGUUGUUUAGAGAGUUGGUGGUAUUGGGAUUGAGUGGACGAGAGAAUCAACAAAAGACGCAACGGUUUGGCCGUUGACAGUAAGAGGAUACCAAGGGCUUCAGCUGCUGCUAUUUUGAUAUUUUGCAAAGGAAAAUAAUCACACCAAAGAGUAUUCAGUGAUAUGUAAAUUAAAUGAAGAUAUGGUGGACAAAUUGGGGUGACCCCAGAGAAGCCUCCUCCCAAACACACAGUGCUGCCACUUAAAAAGACGAGAUCAUUGAAAAGGGGCGGGUACGGGGGGCAGGAAUGAGGGAGGGAAAUCUUUCAACUUCUUUCUGUAAAAGAGAAAAAAAAAAUUCUAAAAUUUCUGGUGCACAGGUUUGUUUGUUUGUUUUUCCAAGAAAAUUUUGCAGAAGCUAUGUUUUUAAAAUGUACAUUUUAUAAAGUUUAUCAGAUAUUUUCAUAUUUAAAGCCAAAUGUAAAUAGAAGUCUGUAAAGGAAACAAAAUUGCCAUAGAAAAAGUAUAAUUUCAGUGCAGCGAUUUCUGAGAGCUAGUACCUAUAUGCUACCGGUUAGCAUGGUUUUAGCAAAUAUUUACCAGCCUUAUAAGGUUUGUAUGGCUAUGUUCUUCUGUUAUUUAUUUCAGCAUGGACUGUUCAUUUGAAAGCUUUUUCUAGUUAUUAGUAUUUUAACAGUUACAAGCUUUAAAUGGCUGUAUUUUUGUUUUUGUGGGUUUUUUUUUUUUUUUUUUGUCAAGAGCCAAGACACAGGUAAUGCACAACAUUUUUUUGCUGCAUUUUACCUUCAAAACAUUUGUCCUUAUUGACUGGGUCUCCUUAAUUAGUGCACACGUCAUUAAAAUGCAGAUUGAAGAGACUCACCCACCGUGAAUGUCUAUUCCUGGACACAUGUUGCUUCUCUGUUGCAAGCAAACCCCCCAGUUGGAUUUACUUAGGAUUUAUUCCCUUUUAAAGAAUCUUUUGCCCAUGUCCAGCUGGGCAUUAUAUUUUGGGGAGGAGGCAUAGAAUCCUGGUUAUCUUGUUUUUAAAUAAAAAGUAGACAAAGUGAAUUCUAUUUUGAUUAUUGAAAAAGGAAUAGUUUUCUAUCACUUUAAGCAGAUACUUGAAUCCGACAUUUUUUAAGAAUGUCGCUAUAGCACUGUAGUCAUUUCCAAAUUCCUGGAGAAAGUUUGUUUUACCUUUUUUAAAAAUUCGAUUAAUGCAUUAUGUCUUCGUUUCCUUUCUUCCCUACAAACUCCCAUCCCAAACCUUGAUGUUUAUUUGAUGGGUUUGUAUCUUCCAAAUUAUGUCGUCCUUGCAAAUAACAAAUGUCUGUUCAUAUUUUAUCAUAAGCCACUCAGUAAAGACAAAAAGCUUGUUCUGAGAAGUAGAGUGAGUCGUUUUUCACUCUGUGUCUAAUAAUAUUAAGGUGGAAAAAAAAAAGUGUUGCACAGUCUUGUCCCCAAUCCCAACCAGGAUCUCUUUUCUAGUGACGUUGGGUUUCAGCUCUGGGCUCUGGCGAAUUGAACAAUCCCGGCCUUUGACAAUCGUGAGAGUUAUUAUUUUCCCGUUUGCCGUCCUUUUGUACCUAAAGUCUUCCUAUUGUACUGCAC
Molecule: messenger RNA, 5746 nt
Organism: Rhinolophus ferrumequinum (greater horseshoe bat)
Lineage: Eukaryota; Metazoa; Chordata; Mammalia; Chiroptera; Rhinolophidae
Gene: KCNJ2
Product: potassium inwardly rectifying channel subfamily J member 2
Exons: 2
Coding region: 776-2059 (427 amino acids)
Biological process (GO): potassium ion import across plasma membrane; regulation of monoatomic ion transmembrane transport
Cellular component (GO): plasma membrane
Molecular function (GO): inward rectifier potassium channel activity
Source: RefSeq, a predicted model, not a curated record